UAAAAAUGCAAUAAGAACAACCAAGAGAAAUGGCUUAAGUGGUUUCAAUUGCCGAGAAUGCACAAUUCUUCAGAUUGAUUUAAAAUUCCAGAACAAAGGUUUUCCAAGGGACUGUGAAGCUCGCCCAAUUCCAGGAUUCAAAAACUCAUUUCAUUACUAUUGAGAGAUUCUGUCAGAAUAUUGUCCCUGGCACUCCUUUUGUAUACAUAUCAUGUGAGUCUGGUUUGACUCUUAUUUUCCCUCACAUAGACCAAGGUAAUUGGUGAAAACUACAAUAUGUUUUAGGUUUAAAUGGAAUCUUUAUUCCACAAAGUGAUUUAUUGAAUGUAUUCCACACAGCCUUAAACACAGUUGUCUCCAUGGUCCCAUUUGAUUAGGCCAUGUAAAUACAACAGUUUAAAGACACUAUUGAACUACAUUGUAAAGACAUUGCUACUAACCCUUUGAAUAAUCCCAAUGAUGCUGCUGCUUAUAUAGUUAAGGGUGGAGAGUAAAUUUAAUGAUUUAAUUCCUCUAGCUAUCUAAAGAAAGGAUUCAUGUUCUUGGGAACAAUGAUGGCCACAGGAAUAAACAAAGGAACUCAAUAUUUGAAUGACAAAAUUCAGCCAGGUUAAGAAGUGUAAGUUGACCCAAACACAAAGACUAAACUAUAGGCUACUAAAGAAAAAGUCAGUGAAGUCUUCGAUGUAACAGGACAAUAUCUUGGAUAAUUGUUUAAGCCAGUGGCAUAGAAAACCAAGGAGCUAACAAAUGAACUAGGCCAAAAAAUUGAUAAUUCAGACAGCCAUAGUAAAUAUAAUAGAAAUCAUAAUCCUAGUUUUGAAAUAGAGUAAACAAUUGACAUCAGCUACUUGGGAUGCAGCAGGAACAGCUCUCUCAGGAUUAGGCACAGCCUUAUGCUAAGUAGGAAGUUCUAUUGGAAAUGGAACAAAAUAAAUAGUUCAAAAGAAAUACGGAACUGAAGUUGUUAAUACUUAUUUAGGUGGUGAUUAGUAGUAACAGUAAGUACAAUAAGAACAACAACAACAAUAAUAAUAGUUGGAUCAAUAUCAACCAUUGAUUGAAGAGUAACCAGCCCCUUCUUCAUGAAAAAUAUCAUAUAAUUAU
Molecule: messenger RNA, 1107 nt
Organism: Paramecium octaurelia
Lineage: Eukaryota; Ciliophora; Oligohymenophorea; Peniculida; Parameciidae
Source: the annotation of a GenBank genome assembly